Messenger RNA from Mauremys mutica (yellowpond turtle), 1436 nucleotides. RefSeq names its product par-6 family cell polarity regulator alpha (gene PARD6A). Lineage: Eukaryota; Metazoa; Chordata; Testudines; Geoemydidae. The transcript is spliced from 3 exons. Gene Ontology annotation, biological process: regulation of cellular localization; establishment or maintenance of cell polarity; centrosome cycle. The coding region runs from base 121 to 1158 and encodes 345 amino acids. Gene Ontology annotation, cellular component: apical plasma membrane; nucleus; cell cortex. The record is from RefSeq and is a predicted model, not a curated record. Gene Ontology annotation, molecular function: protein kinase C binding.
UGCUCGGGAUGACGUCAUGGCCGGUGAAACCCCCCCGUGGCCGCAGGAGCCGCAGCCAGUGCGGGGCGGGCAGGCGGCGGGAGGAGCAGCCGGGCCCGGCCCGGCCCAGCUCGGCCCAGCAUGGCCAAGCACCAUCGCACCCCGGCGCGGAGCCCGGAGCCCGUCAUCGAGGUGAAGAGCAAGUUUGACGCCGAGUUCCGCCGCUUUGCUAUGAAACGCUCCAGUGUGGGCGACUUCCAGGAGUUCUACCAGCUGAUCCAGACAGUCCAUCAGAUCCCCCGCGUGGAUGUGUUGUUGGGGUACACGGACGUUCACGGGGACUUGUUGCCCAUCAACAAUGACGAUAACUACCACAAGGCGCUCUCCUCCGCCAACCCGCUGCUCAGGAUCAUCAUCCAGAAGAGGGCAGAAGCCGACUCCAGCGUCUUUGCCUCCAACUCCCUGCAGCGGAAGAAGAAGGGGCUGCUGCGGCCGGCGCACCACCGGGCCAAGCCGCAGCUGCUGAUCGGCCUGCCCCAGGACUUCCGGCAGAUCUCCUCCAUCAUCGACGUGGACAUCCUGCCCGAGACGCACCGGCGCGUCCGGCUGCACAAGCACGGCUCCGACAAGCCGCUGGGCUUCUACAUCCGUGACGGCGUCAGCGUGCGCGUGGCCCCCCAGGGCGUCGAGAAGGUGCCCGGCAUCUUCAUCUCCCGCCUGGUGAAGGGCGGGCUGGCCGAGAGCACGGGGCUGCUGGCCGUCAGCGACGAGAUCCUGGAGGUGAACGGCAUCGACGUGGCCGGCAAGUCACUGGACCAGGUGACGGACAUGAUGGUGGCCAACAGCCACAACCUCAUCGUCACCGUCAAGCCGGCCAACCAGCGCAACAACGUCAUCCGCAGCAGCAAGGCCUCAUGCAGCUCGGGCGUCUCGACAGACAGCACGCCCAGCCCCGCCUCCCACUACCUGAGCCACUACAGCACGGCCGAGGGCGAGAGCGACGACGAGGGGGACCUGGUCAUCGAGAGCGACGGCGCCGCCCGCUGCCCCAACGGCGGCCUCCUGGACAAGACCUGCCAGCAGAUCCUGGCGCUGCCCGGCUCCCUGCACUCGCUGGGCAGUGCCAAUGGCAGCCGCGGGGGCAGCCUGCAGGAGGACGGCACGCUCCUCACCCUAUAGAGCGCCGGCCCCCUCUGGGUGGGACCUCGCCGGCAUGGGGGCAGCGGGCAGUACGGAAGGCCCUGGCAGCCAGCCAGGCCCUGCCCCAGCCUGUCUCCUCUCCGGCAGGCCCAGGACGCUGGGCGCCCCAUCCCCACCGCAGGAAGGGUGGCAGCCGGGCAUGGAGACGUGAGCGCCGAGCCCUGCCCCUCCCCCGUCUGUGGGGCUCCCCCACCCUUGUGGGGAACCAAAUGCCUAGACACUGCCCCUCUCAGGCCCCACCCCUGGGCCAGACCCAC